AGAGAGACAGAGAGAGGGAGGCUGACUCAGAUGCAUGUGGUCGGCGGCAGUGCGCCCCCAGCGGCGGUGCCAUGUCGCUGCCGCUCCUGCGCCGGCGUUAAAAAGCGGCGGGCGGCGCGCCGGGGCCACUGUGUGGGGUGUGUUUGAACAAGAGACACACAAAAGUUGGUAGCGGAUUUUUCUGGCGUCUGACCUGCAGCAGCAUCCGUCGAAAGCAUCAUGGCAAACAAAGCACAGCAGCCUCCUCACCUGCACCUGGCCGAGGUCACCGCGUCCCAGUUCCUUGACAUUUGGAAACAUUUUGACGCUGACGGUAAUGGCUACAUUGAAGGGAAGGAGCUGGAGAACUUCUUCAGGGAGCUGGAGAAGGCCCGGAGAGGAGCAGGGGUGGACCCUUCAAACCCCAUAUUCAGAGAAAAGAUGAAGGAGUUCAUGCAGAAGUUUGACAAGAACAAAGAUGGACGAAUUGAGAUGUCAGAGCUGGCCCAGAUUCUCCCAACUGAAGAGAACUUCCUGCUCUGCUUCAGAGAGUUUGUCAGCUCCAGUGCUGAGUUUAUGGCGGCUUGGCGGCGAUAUGAUACAGAUCGCAGUGGUUACAUCGAAGCAAACGAAUUGAAGGGCUUUCUGUCAGACCUGCUGGAGAAGGCUAACAGACACUACGAUGACCAGAAGCUCCUGGAGUACACACAGACCAUACUCAGGAUGUUUGAUCUGAAUGGAGAUGGGAAGUUGGGUCUGUCAGAGAUGGCAAGGCUUCUCCCUGUUCAGGAGAAUUUCUUACUCAAAUUCCAGGGUGUCAAGUUGACCACUGAGCAGUUCAAUGCCAUUUUUGCAUUCUAUGACAAGGAUGGGAACGGCUACAUUGAUGAGCAGGAGUUGGAGGCCCUGCUACGAGAUCUUUACCAGACAAACAAGAAGGAUGUGGACGUGAAGAACCUGACGGGCUACAAGCAGAGCAUCAUGACCCUGUCUGACGGAGGGAAGCUCUACCGUGGCGAGCUGGAAAUUGUCCUCUGCAGGGAGCCAAUUGUGUGACUCUUCCUCCUCUCUUGUUGUGUAUCCUCAUUUUUCUCUGCCUGCCCCGCCUUGCACUCCUGAGACCACACCCACAUCCAGCUGCCUGGCAACAUAGAUCAGGUGCAUGUGCCAGACACCCCCUCUAUCAUUUCCCAUCAACUCCCCUCAAGU
Messenger RNA from Etheostoma spectabile (orangethroat darter), 1188 nucleotides. RefSeq names its product calbindin 2a (gene calb2a). Gene Ontology annotation, molecular function: calcium ion binding. NCBI's taxonomy places the organism in Eukaryota, Metazoa, Chordata, Actinopteri, Perciformes, Percidae. Gene Ontology annotation, biological process: regulation of presynaptic cytosolic calcium ion concentration; regulation of long-term synaptic potentiation. The record is from RefSeq and is a predicted model, not a curated record. Gene Ontology annotation, cellular component: synapse; dendrite; cytosol.